Messenger RNA from Manis pentadactyla (Chinese pangolin), 3087 nucleotides. RefSeq names its product sterile alpha and TIR motif containing 1 (gene SARM1). Gene Ontology annotation, biological process: response to axon injury; signal transduction; negative regulation of MyD88-independent toll-like receptor signaling pathway. Gene Ontology annotation, cellular component: dendrite. The transcript is spliced from 9 exons. NCBI's taxonomy places the organism in Eukaryota, Metazoa, Chordata, Mammalia, Pholidota, Manidae. The coding region runs from base 832 to 3006 and encodes 724 amino acids. Gene Ontology annotation, molecular function: protein binding; NAD+ nucleosidase activity; signaling adaptor activity. The record is from RefSeq and is a predicted model, not a curated record.
GAUCCUCAGAGUUCCCAGCUGACUUUUUCUGUUCUGUAGUUAGAGGGGAGUGUGACUUUGGGCAAUCUCUUUGGGCCUCAGUUGGCUCAGCUGUUAAAUGGGAACACCAGUCUCUCUGUGGUAGGCAUGUUGUAAGGCUUAGUUGAGAAACAGGCAUACAGGGCCUCAAUAAUUGUACAGAAUUGUUCCUAUGAUUGAGCUAACCGCUAGCGGGGAGGGGGCACACUCAACGGUGUUUUAAACUUUAUUUUGCCCCGGGAUUUCCUCUCCCCGGACUUACACCCUCACAUGCUAGCGUCACAGGGAAAACCGAGGCAGUUCCUCCCCACCCCCUCCCGCGCAUCCAGCCGUGGGGGGGCGGGGGAUGCGACUAGAGGCCUAGGCCUGGCCGAGGUGUGGGCGUGGCUGGGGAAGGCUGAGUAGGCGGCAGGGGCGGAGCCCCGCCCCGGGUCCGCGGCUUCUCACGGGCGGGGCUGCUGCAGAGGAUCUCAGCUAGCAGAGCCCGAGCUGGAACAGCGCUUUUGUUCUGCUUGCUGCCUCCUAGGCCAGCCGGCGUCUGGGCCCAUCCCUCACCUGCCCGCUCCUUCCACCCGCCCAUCCUCCGACAUCUGGGCCUGCAUCCCCUUCCCCAACCGCUUCGUCCCAGAUCCUGCCCUCAACCCUUCCCCACACUUCUGGUUAGGGCCAUUGCCUGGUACCCUUCUAUCCAUCCUUCCCUCCUCCAUCUCCUUCCCUAGGGCCCCUCUCGCGGACUCCGUUUUCCCAAGGUCCGUAUCACCCCGCCCGGCCCCGCCCCUCCAGGCCGGGGAUGUUCCCCGCGGCCCGGCGCCCAUGGUCCUGACGCUGCUCCUCUCCGCUUACAAGCUGUGCCGCUUCUUAGCCAUGUCUGGCCCACGGCCGGGCGCCGAGCGGCUAGCGGUGCCAGGUCCUAACGGAGGCGGAGGCGCCGGCCCGUGGUGGGCUGCGGGUGGCCGCGGGCCCCGGGAGGUGUCGCCCGGGGUGAACACCGAGGUGCAGGGCGCCCUGGAGCGUGCGCUACCGGAGCUGCAGCAGGCACUGUCGGAGCUGAAGCAGGCUGGCGGCACGCGGGCCGUGGGCGCCGGCCUAGCCGACGUUUUCCAGCUAGUGGAGGAGGCCUGGCUGCUGCCGGCCGUAGGCCGCGAGGUCGCCCAGGGUCUAUGCGACGCUAUCCGCCUGGACGGCGGACUCGACCUGCUGUUGCGGCUGCUGCAGGCGCCGGAGCUGGAGACGCGCGUGCAGGCCGCGCGCCUGCUGGAGCAGAUCCUAGUGGCUGAGAACCGGGACCGCGUGGCGCGCAUUGGGCUGGGCGUUAUCCUGAACUUGGCCAAGGAGCGCGAGCCUGUGGAGCUGGCACGCAGCGUGGCAGGCAUCUUGGAGCACAUGUUCAAGCACUCAGAGGAGACGUGCCAGCGGCUAGUGACGGCGGGCGGCCUGGACGCGGUGCUGUACUGGUGCCGCCGCACGGACUCGGCACUGCUCCGCCACUGUGCGUUGGCGCUGGCCAACUGCGCUCUGCACGGGGGCCAGGCGGCGCAGCGGCGCAUGGUGGAGAAGCGCGCCGCCGAGUGGCUCUUCCCGCUCGCCUUCUCCAAAGACGACGAGCUGCUGCGGCUGCACGCGUGCCUCGCCGUGGCGGUGCUGGCGACCAACAAGGAGGUGGAGCGCGAGGUGGAGCGCUCGGGCACACUGGCGCUCGUGGAGCCACUCGUGGCCUCGCUGGAUCCCGGCCGCUUCGCCCGCUGCCUAGUAGAUGCCAGCGACACAAGCCAGGGUCGCGGACCCGACGACCUGCAGCGCCUCGUGCCGCUGCUGGACUCGUCGCGCCUAGAGGCUCAGUGCAUCGGGGCUUUCUAUCUCUGUGCCGAGGCUGCCAUAAAGAGCCUGCAGGGCAAGACCAAGGUAUUCAGCGACAUCGGCGCCAUCCAGAGCCUGAAACGCCUGGUUUCCUACUCCACUAAUGGCACCACGUCGGCGCUGGCCAAGCGCGCGCUGCGUCUGCUGGGCGAGGAGGUGCCGCGGCCUAUCCUGCCCUGUGUAGCCAGCUGGAAGGAGGCUGAGGUCCAGACGUGGCUGCAACAGAUCGGGUUCUCCCAAUACUGCGACCGCUUUAGGGAGCAGCAGGUAGAUGGCGACCUGCUUCUGCGUCUCACGGAAGAGGAACUCCAGACCGAUCUGGGCAUGAAAUCGGGCAUCACCCGAAAAAGAUUCUUUAGGGAGCUCACGGAACUCAAGACCUUCGCCAACUACGCUACGUGCGACCGCAGCAACCUGGCUGACUGGCUGGGCAGCCUGGACCCGCGCUUCCGCCAGUACACAUAUGGCCUGGUCAGCUGUGGCCUGGACCGCUCCCUGCUGCACCGCGUGUCCGAGCAGCAGCUCCUGGAGGACUGUGGCAUCCACCUGGGUGUGCACCGCGCCCGCAUCAUCACGGCUGCCAGAGAAAUGCUACACUCCCCACUUCCCUGCACUGGCUGCAAAGCUAGCGGGGACACCCCAGAUGUCUUCAUCAGCUACCGCCGGAACUCAGGCUCCCAGCUGGCCAGCCUCCUGAAGGUACACCUGCAGCUGCAUGGCUUCAGUGUCUUCAUUGAUGUGGAGAAGCUGGAAGCAGGCAAGUUUGAGGACAAGCUCAUCCAGAGUGUCAUGGGUGCCCGAAACUUCGUGCUGGUGCUGUCAGCUGGGGCACUGGACAAAUGCAUGCAGGACCGCGACUGCAAAGACUGGGUACACAAGGAAAUUGUGACUGCUUUGAGCUGUGGCAAGAACAUUGUGCCUGUCAUUGAUGGCUUCGAGUGGCCAGAGCCCCAGGCUCUGCCUGAGGACAUGCAGGCUGUGCUCACCUUCAAUGGCAUCAAGUGGUCCCACGAGUACCAGGAGGCCACCAUCGAGAAGAUCAUCCGCUUCCUGCAAGGCCGCUCCUCCCGGGACUCAUCUGCAGGCUCCGACACCAGUUUGGAGGGUGCUGCCCCCAUGGGGCCGACUUAACCGGUCCCUAAUUCCCAAGCCCAGCUGUGACCCCUGUUCCAUUGUCCCUUCUGAAGGAGCAGCUCCUCAAACUGGCCUCCC